Messenger RNA from Penicillium soppii, 408 nucleotides. Its product is annotated as RPEL repeat-containing protein. The transcript has 3 exons. The record is from RefSeq and is a predicted model, not a curated record. Lineage: Eukaryota; Fungi; Ascomycota; Eurotiomycetes; Eurotiales; Aspergillaceae. Bases 1 to 408 code for a protein of 135 amino acids.
AUGUCUUCUAUCGAACAGAAUAUUCCUUCAACUCACGAGCGUCGCAACUCCCUCGAGAAGCACCUCCAAACCCGCCCGGACAUGCAGGACCUCAAGAACCGCCAUAUCCUACUGGACACUAAUGUAGCUCCAGCCCUUCAGUCCGCUCGUCAGGAGCUUGAUCGCCAGCGUGCUUCGGAUAACUUGAAGAAGCACCUCGAGAAGAGACCUGAGAAGGAUGAGCUGGUUGAGCGCAACAUCCUCCCCGCAACCUCCGCCGCCCCAGCUCUGCAAGCCCACGCUCGCGAACUCGAGAAGCACAUGCUGGCUGAUAAUCUCGAGCACAAGAUUCAGAACCGUCCUCAACCUGAAGAGUUGAUUUCCCAGGGCAUUCUGUCUGAAGAUGAGAACCCGCGCUCGCCUGUCUGA